CCUAACAAUUAAGGCAAAAUAGUUGCAGCAUUUCUCUUAUGUAAGAUGGUCUCAUUAUCAAAUUUCAUCGCAUAUGUCGGCCGGUAAAUAUUAAAGGUAGGCAAAAUAAAGUUCAAAAACGACUAGUUUCCGUGAAAUUCAACGAAUCAAAUCUUUAAGCAGAUGACAACAACACUGUCCAAUUAUUUUGAGAAAACUGGCUCCAUUUUGAUGGCUUGAAACACAAGAAAAUUAAAACUACUUUCAAAUCUACGCGGGAGGAAUAGUAAGCAUGAUCCAAUUUCAACACAUCAUUAUUAAUUCGUGUUGACGUAUUUUUUCUUGUUUCUUACUACGGGAAUUUUUGUUUGCUUGCGCGGAUUUUGGUUACUACAAAUCUGUAGCUUUUUUUAUAUUACAUCAUAUUUUCUAAAAUUUUGUAUUUUCUUUAUGUCAAAAAAACAAUUAGCUCAUGACGUAAAUUCAUAUGAUAUUUUUAUCUAUUAUUGAUGAGAGAUAAAUACAAAGUUUUAUUUUGUUUUCAUAAACAUUUUGAUGAUUGGAUUAUAAAAAUAUUACUAUAUAUUUUAUUUUUGAAACCUAUAUAUUGCUUUUAGCCAUUAUUUAUCCUUCAAAAAUUUAUUUUCCUAAAACAUGCAGAAUUUUCUUCUAACGUUAGAUACAAGCUCUCUAUAAAAGGCUACGAAAAUAUUUCUUUUAGCAUCUACCCACAAAUUCCUUUAGCCUUCUUAUCACUCGGUUUAACAAAAAGAGACCAAAAAUGGGUCUAAGCAAUACUAUUGCCUUGCUUUUGAUCUCGAAUUUGAUGUUUGGGGUUUUGGGUAAUGCUCAGCUUACCUCUGAUUUUUACUCCACGACCUGCCCUAAUGUCACAGUCAUUGCUCGGGGCCUGUUGGAGCAAGCAAGCCGCAGCGACGUUAGACUCACUGCUCAAGUCAUGCGCCUUCACUUUCACGACUGUUUCGUGAACGGGUGCGAUGGUUCGGUACUAUUGGAUGCUGCUCUGGCGGAUGGAGUAGAGGGUGAAAAGGAAGCUUUCCAAAACGCUGGUUCUCUUGGCGGUUUCGAGGUGAUCGAUGAAAUCAAAACCGCUCUCGAGAAUGUUUGCCCUGGAGUUGUCUCUUGUGCCGAUAUCCUUGCUAUCACAGCUGAAAUAUCUGUCUCACUGGCGGGAGGACCGUCAUGGGACGUAUUGUUAGGAAGGAGAGAUGGUCGGACAGCAAACCGUGACGACGCCGUGGCUGCACUUCCACUAGGACCUGACUCUCUCGAUAUCCUUACCACUAAGUUCUCCGAACAUAAUCUCGACACUACCGAUCUGGUCGCUUUAUCUGGUGCUCAUACCUUCGGGAGGGUUCAGUGUGCAGCGAUAACCAAUCGUGUGAACAAUUUUGAUGGUAUCAACGGACAGUCGGACCCGAGUGUUGAACCGGCAUUCUUGCAAACGUUGCGACGACAAUGCCCGCGAGGCGGAAGUCCCACCGCCUUAGUAAAUCUUGAUCCUACGAGCCCUGACUCAUUUGAUAACGACUAUUUCAAGAACCUUCAAAACAACCGUGGAGUACUUGAAUCAGAUCAAAUCUUGUUUUCCUCAAGAGGAGCUCCCACUGUACCUUUGGUGAAUCGUUUCGCAGAGAACCAAAGUGAGUUCUUUAGAAUUUUUGCUAGAUCGAUGAUCAAGAUGGGAAACGUAAAGACUCUCACGGGUACUGAAGGUGAGAUUCGUAGAGACUGCAGACGGGUCAACUAAUUUUAUUUGUAUCAUUGCAUCUUGAAGUGACCAAAUAUUAUUUGUUGUUAUACAUGGAAUAAGUGGUAGCAAAUUUGUGCUUUUCCACAACUUUUUUUUCCGUUGGAUUUUGUUUUACUAGUCGAGAAAGACUUGGAUGAACCCAAGUUUUUCUCUUACUAUUCAGGCUAAGCAUGCCAUUGUUAUUAUUAUUUUUUAAAAUCAUAUAUGUACACAUAUGAGAAGAGCUUUACGCUCUUUCUAUUAGCCUACAUAUUGUCUUCUAUUUA
Molecule: messenger RNA, 2019 nt
Organism: Brassica rapa (field mustard)
Lineage: Eukaryota; Viridiplantae; Streptophyta; Magnoliopsida; Brassicales; Brassicaceae
Product: peroxidase 58-like
Biological process (GO): hydrogen peroxide catabolic process; response to oxidative stress
Molecular function (GO): heme binding; peroxidase activity
Source: RefSeq, a predicted model, not a curated record